UUCGCUCCGUGACAGUUUUCAUUCGCGGAAGUUUUCAGGUUUUACAAUGGUAUAUGGGUCAGUCGAGUGUUUUGUUCAUGUGAUGUGAAGUGAGCGGGAGGUGUUAGUGUGGAGAAUGCCUUUCAAUAUUUCAUUUUACAAUAGAUAGACGUUUCACUGCCCCUGGCGCAUCUGAAAUAUUUAGAAGAUGGAAUCCAUAAGGAAGUGGUUCUACAAACCGAAGAAGGAUGAUCCAUCACUGUUGGCACAGUUCUUCUACGCUGAUGAAGCAUUGAAUGUGGUGGCUGCAGAGCUGGAUAGUUUUGAUGGAAGGAAAGAUCAGGAGCGUUGUCUGGCACUUGUUAACCACCUAAGACAAUGCCAGCACAAGGUACUUACAAUCUGCAACCGCAUCAUGGAUGAUGUAAUUCCAUGUGAUCGAGCAAACAGAGACUUCCGUGUGAAGUUUCCAGAUGAUGUAAUGCAAGAAAAUCUCGCAGGACAGCUCUGGUUUGGAGCAGAGUGUCUUGCUGCUGGUUCUAGUAUUAUGAAUCGGGAGAGUGAAAGUGCAGCUAUGAGACCACUUGCUAAGGCACUAACGAAGGCCUUAGAAAAUGUAAGGAAUCUUCUGCGUGAACAGUGCUUGCGUGGAGGAACGAGUGGAAGUGGUGGUGAGGCCUUUGGGGAGAGACUUCAAGAGGCUCUCAAGAUAUUUGACAGGCUGUUUGCUGAGUUUGAGUUGUGCUAUGUGAGUGCUCUGGUUCCUGUCAAGACCCCACGUGAAUAUGAGCUGCAGCAGCUUGUUGUUGUACUCUUCUCCGAGACACUGCAACGGGCCCUAAACAUGAAACUUUUAACUCAGGAAAUGGUGGAUGACUAUGACCCAGCACUCAUGUUUACAAUUCCGAGGCUAGCAAUUGUUAGUGGUCUUCUUAUUUUCCCUGAUGGUCCUCUCUGCUUGGAUAAAACACCAGCAGAUAUGUCUGAAAUGUUCAGACCAUUUAGAACCUUGCUCUACAAGAUAAGAGAGCUGCUAUGGACACUUAACAAAAAGGAACUCUACACUUUGGAGAAGUUGCUCUGCUCUGCUGAAGAGCCCAGUGAUUUCUGUACUGCAAAUGGUGGUCAGAGCCUGGAGUCCCAGAUUACACCAGAAGAAUUAGAAUCAAACAAUCUUUCUGAUCUUCCUGCAAAAUACCCAACAGUUCCUGAUCUAGAUGACUUUGUUAAGCGUUUUUAUAUUGAUUAUCCUAGUUGCAAACAGUUUGUAUCAGAUUUCUACAGUUCUACAGCAUCUGGACUAAAUGAAAGGCUGGCAGCAUCUGAAAAUUGUGUUGUCGGUAACUGGGAAAACCAAGAUGAAAGUGAAGAUGACACUGAAUGGGUUACCGAAUCCUCAGAGGGAGAAACAGUAGUGACUGAAGUAUGUUAUGGUGAAAAUGGUGCCGUAACUCAGGGUGAAACCAGCGGAAGGAUGUCUGCCAGCAUUGCAAAUAUGGCGGAGCAUCUAAAUUCAGUGUCAGAUUCUUCCAGACAACCCAAAAAACAUUUCCAACCAGUGAAUGGUGCUCCUUCGGAUGAGUCUGACACAUCCACUGUUUGUGGGGCAUUAGAACAAUUGACAGUUGUCAGUACACUUCCGUUUCCCUCUUCAACUCUUAUAGCAUCAGACUUUACGGUUCAAGAUGAUGACAACUUAAUAUUUCAUUCAAGGCACCGUUCAGCGGAAACCGAGGAAAGUAUUAAGAAUACUGCCAAACAUCUUGGACACAUCAGUGCUUGUGCCAGUACUGCUGAAGGAAGAGUUGGGCUCUCAAAUAGUACUUCAGAUAGACACAGGUGGGCACUGCAAAGAACUGGUUCUGUGGAUGAUCACCAGGGAUCUUCUGCAAGUGGUUCUCAGGAGGUCCUCUCACCAGCUAGUGUGACAGUGAGCAGAAUACAUGGCGAAGAAGAAGCGAGCACACAGUCACCAAUAGACUCAGGAGUUGGUACAGUAGUAAGCUGCAGUGAUACAGGAAGUCUUUCCGACAGGUCUCCGGACACUCCUGCAGCAGCAGAGCACAGGGCCCAGCCUGAGCAAGAGAGCAGUGAACAGCAGCAGUGGCAUUUGGAAACCAUCCCGUGUACGUGUACCCUUAGCUCCCGGACAGUUUUGCAUUCCCCACAGGGUGUGACACCAAGUGCAAUUGACACAAAUGUUGACUCGGUAGUUAAUAUUAAGGAUGCAGGUGAGCUGAGAAUCAAAAUUUUGAAUAUUCCUGCUAAGGAGCAUAAAAUAAAUAAUGUGACAGAAAGUGAUAUUUUAAAUAAUCUGGAUUACCAGAGUACUGUGCGUGCAGCAACUACUUGUUUAUCUCCUUCCUAUAACUAUGUUGAUAAUGUUCCUAAUGCUCAUGCCACAAGUGAACAUUUAUCAGAGAGCAGCACUUUUCAUAGACAUGAUAGGUGUGUUUUGAGAACUGUAAGUGAUUUGCAAGGUGCUAGUGCAUCAACAGAAGAUCUUUCUAGAAAUGAAGACCAGGACGGAAGGGAAAAGUGGGUCGGUGUAGCUACAGGAGACGGUCAGUGUUCCCUUUGUAGUGGAAAUGAAGUUCGUAUUCAAAAUCAGACAAGGGUUCUCUUACUCAGCUCAGAAUUGGACUAUGCAGGAAAUUGGGAUUAUCUCAGGAGGCAAAAUUCCUCUGAGGUUGCUAGUUCUUCUGGAUUAAAGCCAGAGGCCUCAUCUGUGCCUGAGCGGAAAAAAGCGACUGGAACGCGAUGGAGAGGGAAAAGGAGAGGAUUGUCUCCUGGAAGCCAACGAGUGGGAAAGAAGGAGAUGUCUACACCUCCGAAGGCUGUUCCAAUACAGGCAUCAAGGAACUUGGAGGUGCCAGUAGCAGGCAGCUACUCCUCUACUUGUUCCAGUUGUCCCAGCUCCGUCACAGUCAGCUCAGACAGCUGUAGUAUGAGCAGUGAUACAUCAUCGUUCAACUCAGAGUGCCAAGAUGAUGAAGAAAUUGCUUUAGCUAUGCAGGCUGCGGAAAUUGCAAAUCGUAAUGAAGCAAGGGCAAAAUUUAGGUCAAGUGAAGAUUUGGUACAUCGCCUCUUUGUUUGCAUUGCUGGUGUAGCAGAUCAGCUGCAGACGAACUUUGCUGGAGACUUGAGGAACAUUCUUAAGUGUGUCUUCCUAAUGAGUGCCUCUCAGACUACUGAUAGCAGUGAAAGCUCAGACCAAGAUUUACAGGAACAAGAAUGCCCUUCUCCAGAUGAAAAUGUCUCUGAUGGCUGUCAGUGUGAGGAAGUGUAUGAGGACACACACUGUGUUUUGAGACAGAACAACCAACGCUCACGCCAACAGGUGUGGAGCACGCUGAAGAAGCGUGGGAGUCAGCAGUGGAAGCGCCGCCGCCGUGGGUUCCUGACAUCAUGGCUCCCCGUUGUAUGGCGUGUGCUGCCGCGUUCACUGUCGUCCGGCGCCGUCACCACUGUCGCAACUGUGGAAAGGUAUUCUGUGCCCGAUGCAGCUCCAAUUCAGUCCCACUGCCGAGGUAUGGGCACGUCAAGCCUGUCAGAGUCUGCAACCGCUGCUUCGUGUAUCAGGUGACGCCAUUCACAUUGGAGGAGUCAACUCCUACACGAUCCUAGGAGUGUGCCAGUAACUUUUGUCUGCAGAACACAAUUGAGAUUCCAUUCCUGUGGUCUUCACUUGUUUGUUUGGUUGGUGGUUGUGAUAUUUUUUGUCCAGUGUACUGUUAAGCAUAGUUUGUAUGUAUUUGUAUAGCUCCAAAAUAUUUCUUAAGACUUGUGGAAAUCCUAGAAUUCCUUCUUUUGUUCUGGUCUGGGUCUUUUUCAACUUAAUUCUUUUGUUAAAGUAAUCUCAGUUAUGGCCAACCAUGUACUGCCUUAUGUAAAGUGUAUGUGUGAACUGAAUCCUUCAUGAUAUUCUCAGAACUCAUUAAAUGUGUGAGCCUUUCUUUGUGAUGAUGAUGAUGAUGAUGAUGAUGAUGAUGAUGAUAUGCCUUAGACUUACCAAACUGUGAGGGGUCAGAAAAAAAUCUGAAAAAUUCUUGAGUACUAAUGUAUAUGGACUUUACUGCUGAGAAAUAACUAAAGCUGCCUACAAUCAUUUACAACACAUGUACUGUUGCCAAAUAUUCUCCACAGGAUUACUUAGUAUCUAAGAUGCUGCAGAAGUUCUUAGUGUUCUCAAAUAGCUGUAAGCUUUAAUGUGAUAUUUUGUUACAGGUACAGUGCCUGUUAAAAAGUACUAAUUGUGUAACUGUCUGCAGCAUUUGGCUGUUACUCUUUGUACAAUAGAAGUAAAAUAUGAAAUGUGCUAUGAGUUCUCAGUUGUAAAAAUGCUUUGGAAGGCCUAAAAGAGUGUUUUAUUUUGUAUUAUAUGGAUUUACAUUACAGUUAAGUGUGAUAUUUCACACAGACUUGAUGAAUGACUGAUAAGUUUUAUAUCAUGAGAUGUAUGUAUGUACAUAUAUAAAUAGCUGCAGGUGAGAAUUUUAUUUAUAUAAUUACUUUUUUAAAUGUUUCAAUUGUGCUGAUGUUUUUGAGAUCAUUUGCUCUAGUUUUUUAAUUAUUAUAUUGCACCAGUUCAUAAAUGGGAAUUGCCAUCGAUUUUGUUACUACUGACUAUUGAAUGCUCUUGUAAAUGAGACUGUAAAAGUCAUGUUGUGUUUCAUCUUUACUGUGUGUGCAAUCUGCAUGUUGAUUCAGUUAUGAAAGACUUUUCUUUUAUUCCUCCAUGUAAGCACUACCUCUUUUCAGGAGAUUAUUGUCAUGCAGAUUAAAUUGCAACAAAACCAUUAUGGUCUGAAUUUUAAUUAUCUUUUUAAAUUUUUUCAUAUUUUUAUUUUCUCUCCCAUUUGCUGAUAUGUCCUUGCAGUCCCAUAAGCCUCCAUUUGGUGUGACGAUUAUUGUGCUUAAGACAGAGCCAAUUUAUAGACUGUAUUACAGGAAUUAUCAUAACUAUAGCAGUUCAGUUGCUGACAGAUUUUCUUUAACAUUUUAUAUGACACGAUACAUUGAAUUUUUAUAGUUUUCUCAUUUCUGUUGGUUGCUUACAUUGACAUGGGCUGUACGAGUGCUGGUUUUUGUGGUGGACCGAUAAGAGUAACCUCAUCCUUUUGGUGUUUUAUGCUGGUGAAUGAGGCACAGAAUGGUGAAACACAUCAUGGAAAAAAAGUCAUAACCAUUGCUCUUCAUUGCCUAUGUGAAAAGCAGCACACUUUCUUUCGUAAAACAUGUUAAGAUAUUUGGAUUACUGAUCUUUCAUAAUAACUGUGUACUUGCAUUCAUCAUGUAAAUAAAAUUUGUAGCGCAAA
Molecule: messenger RNA, 5297 nt
Organism: Schistocerca nitens (vagrant locust)
Lineage: Eukaryota; Metazoa; Arthropoda; Insecta; Orthoptera; Acrididae
Product: lateral signaling target protein 2 homolog
Exons: 12
Coding region: 188-3565 (1125 amino acids)
Cellular component (GO): early endosome membrane
Molecular function (GO): metal ion binding
Source: RefSeq, a predicted model, not a curated record